AUUGAAUCAGAUCUUGAUUAGAUCUGUUGAAUUGUAAAGAACAGAUCUCGUUGUGAAUGUGUGUUCGCUUUCAUCUCCAACAUCAUUCAUAAGACGUUCAUUAUAACAAACUAGAAUGUGAAAUCAUGUAUUAUUCAUUGGAUUAUAUAUACAUAUAUAAUAAUAUCUAUUGAAUUGUUUAAUUAGUCAAUUAUGAAAAAAGAUAAAAAGAACCAGGUAAUCAAAGUACAAAAUACUGAUUGCAGCAUGGUGACUAUCAAUAUACCUCCUGAAUUAAGAAAAAUUGAGCAAAUUUUAUUCGCUUCAGUAAAACAAAAUCGUUUUGAUUUAGUUAGUCGAAUAAUAGACGGUCAUAAAUGUGAUAUUAAUGUAAGAGAUAGUUUUGAUCGAACACCAUUACAUUUGGCUGCAUCAUCUGGAAAUUUACCAAUGGUGAAAUUAUUAAUAGAAGGUAGAGCAUUAGUUGAUCCAGUGGAUAAAUUUGGUAUUACACCAUUAUUUUGGGCUGUUUAUAACAAUUAUAAAAAUGUAGCUCAUUAUCUACUCAAUAUGGGGGCUAAACAUAAUCGAGUUACUAAGCAAGGUUUUACAAUUUUGCAUUUCAUUUCUGAAUCGAAUGCUAUUUCAAUAUUAAAAUAUUUACAUCGUAAAUCAUUAACAUUAGAAUAUGAUGUUGCAGAUAAUAAUGGAAUGACUCCAUUUUUAAUAGCUGCUUCCAAAGGAAAUGAAUUAUUAAUGGAGAUUUUGGUUAAACGAAACUGUAAUGUGAAUGCAACAGAUCUGUAUGGUCGAAAUGCAUUACACUUUGUCUCAAAAAAUGGUCAUAUCGAUGCAUUAUACUACUUAUUGUCGGUGGAACUACUUAAAACAAAAAUUGACGAACGAGAUUACUCAGGGUGUAGUCCAUUACAUUUGGCCUGUGAAAACAAUCAACAACAUUGUGUUCGACUACUUCUAGAAACUGGUGCCAAUCCGGACAUUGAAACAGAGACUCGUGAUUGUCCUUUGAUCGAAUGUUCUCGGAGAGGAUUUCACAAGUGUAUUGAUUUGCUUAUUGAAAAUAAAGCAAGUCGUGAGAAAACAAGCAAAGUUGGUGAUACAGCUUUACAUGUUGCAGCAUUAUCUAAUCUUUCAGAUACUAUCUAUUUUUUAUUCUCAAGAAAAUUUGAUCUUUGCGCUGUCAAAGAGGAUAAACAAACUCCAUUGCAUCUUGCAGUUUCACAAAAUAGACUUGAAGCAGUUGAAGCUUUAUUGUUUUGUGGUGCUCCAUUAGAUCUGAGGGAUAAAGAUGAUCAAACUCCUUUGAUGAUUGCUGCCAAAUCAAAUUACACUGCAUUAGUUGAUAUGAUAAUACGUGCUGAUCGAUGGAAUAAAACUUAUCCGGUGAAUGCUCAAAAAUUGAUUGAUGAAAUUUUACAAACACAACAAACCAAAUAUGUAACCACAAGAAUAUUAGACAAAAAACAAAAGAACACACAAGAAAUAUUAUCGAAUGAUCGAAAACACUUAUUCAAUGAUAAUACUGGUAACCAUAAUAACAAUAAGAAUAAUGAUAGUACUGAAGAUUCAGAAAGUAGUCGAACAUAUGUUGGACAACAUCACGAUUACCAUCAUCAUCAUCCUACUACUGAUAAUGAUCAGAACUCAAUCAUUCCAAAUGAUAAUGAUCCUAAUGAUGUGAUGAUGAUAGAAUUUAUUGAUCCAUUUAAACAAUUACAAUUAGAAGAGAACAAUAAACAAAUUAAUGAAAUACAAUUAAUAGUAGAUCAUCGUUCAACGACUACAGCAAGUUCUGAAUCAGGUAGUGAAUUAUCAUUAGGUUAUGAAGCAAGUCGUGCAUGGAAUAGAUCAGAUCAACGACAAUAUCAAUCUAAUCAUGAUCUAUUGAAUAAUUCAUUUAGUCUAUCACAAAUUAGUUUGAGUCGUGAUUUAACUGAACCAAAUUUUAAUCAAGAACAUUAUGAUAAUGAUGUAGAUGAUGUGCAUGAUGACGAUGAUCAUCAUCAUCAUCAUCAUCGAAAACAUGGAAGUCUUAAUAAUUUAUCAUGUCAAGUUCAAGGUGAUGAGAUUUAUUUACCAAAUGGUGAGACAAUAUUUCGUAUUACGGAUACAUUGUUAGCACAAUCCAGUAAGAAUAUGCGUUUAUUGAAUGGAUAUGGUUUGAAUUUAACACAUCCAUUUACAUUUAGAGCACCAUGUCAAAAUUAUGCUGAUGAUAUGAAUGUUCUAUUCUAUGAAUAUUCACAUCGAUAUGCAAAAACAUCGGAUUGGAAAAAUUUGGCAAAAUUUUGGGGAUUCACAUCAGAUGAUAUAACUGCUAUUGAAUAUCAAGAUAUUGGUAAAAAUUCUUAUAAAGAACAUACAUAUCGAUUAUUGAAUAUAUGGUUACAUGGUAUUAGUGAUAAUCAAUCACCAUUGAAUGAAUUCUAUUUAGCCUUAACUACAAUUGGACGUAAACGAAUUGUGGAACAAUUACAUCGACGUAUUAAAACAUUAAAUAAACUGAAUAAUAAACAUAAAUGUAAACUAUAUUAAGAAAUAGAUACACAUACGGAUAUACUAGCACCUAACCAACCAAUCACCCACCCACCCACACACACACAGAGACAUACAUGUACAUCAUGUGUAAAAUGUCAUUUUAUUGUCUUUAUUUCUUUUUGGAUUACACUUCUCAAUUAUGUUAUUUGUAACCUUCUUUGUAUAUCCUUCUUUAUUAUGUAAUCAGAGUAUCUAAGCACACACACACAGAGAGAGAGAGGGAAAUACCCCUCUUUAUUAUGUAAUCAGAGUUUUUCUAAACACGCGCACACACGCACGCACGUACAUAAUGAGAAAUAUUCAUUCAUCAUAAGUAUAAUGGUUUCAAUAAAUGCUCCAGGGUAAUCAUCUUCCCAUCACAUUAUCUAAUUCUGUUAUUUAUAAUAAUAUUAGGUGUUCUCUAUUUACAAUGAUUUUAAAAGCUGUUCUUUGUAGUUCAUGCCCAACUCUCCUCCUUUAUCCGGGCUUGGGACCGGCAGUAGCUCCCGGAGGAACUCCAGGCGGAGUUUGUAGUUCAUGUGUAUUUUAAGUAUUUACUUACUUACGCCUGUUACCCCUCAUGAAGGGGCACAGGCCGUACACUAUGAUUCUCCAUCCAACUCUGUACUGGACAAUCCUUUCUAUUCAUCAUUCUGAUGUUUACUUACAAUUCUUGACGUAGUAUAUUUUUCAGCUUUCCUCUUUUUCGUUUCCCUUCAAGAUCCCAAGUAAACGCUUGUUUCGUAAUACAGUUUGAUGAUUUCCAUAAUGUAUAUCCUAUUCAAAUCCAACGUAUUUCCUUAAUUUCUUUUUUUAUCUGAAAGCUGGAUUUUGUUCUCUCCCACAAUAGACUGUUACUGAUUGUAUCCAACCAAAAGAUUUCUUGUGUAUCCGAGAGAUAGAAAAAAAGACUUCAGUUUAGGUUUUCGUUUUAUUCUUUUCUUUUUCAUGUUGAUUUCUGUCAAUUAUGCAAUUACUCUUUUGUACACCCCUAUACUCAUAUUGUUCUGUCAGAAUGGGUAUAGGGGGUCAGGUGAAGUAAUAUUCAUAUUAGAAGGAUAAUUGAAAUAUUGAUCAAUAUUAUUAUUAUUAUUACUAAUUAUCCUAUAUAUUACAAAUAUAUAAACACAUAUUCAGUCAUAGAUACUCACUGAGUUCACCUCUGACGCUUCUCGUUGCUAAUUUUUCCUUCCUUGUCGAGCAUUUUCCUUUCUGUUUGAUUUAUGCUUAUCUAUUUUCAAUACCACCCCCCCAUCGUACGUUUUUUGACACAUUCCUUUAUUUAUUUUUUGUACAGAAUGGAAAAAAAAGGGAAAAUUCUAAAUUGUAAACAAUAAAUUUGAUGAGAGAAAAAAAUGUAGAGAAAAAU
Messenger RNA from Schistosoma curassoni, 3886 nucleotides. NCBI's taxonomy places the organism in Eukaryota, Metazoa, Platyhelminthes, Trematoda, Strigeidida, Schistosomatidae. The record is from the annotation of a GenBank genome assembly.